Culex quinquefasciatus (southern house mosquito) is the source of this 3139-nucleotide messenger RNA. Its product is annotated as cytochrome P450 6d3. Gene Ontology annotation, molecular function: oxidoreductase activity, acting on paired donors, with incorporation or reduction of molecular oxygen; monooxygenase activity; iron ion binding. The record is from RefSeq and is a predicted model, not a curated record. The transcript has 4 exons. Lineage: Eukaryota; Metazoa; Arthropoda; Insecta; Diptera; Culicidae. The coding region runs from base 119 to 3124 and encodes 1001 amino acids.
CAAUCUAUUGCUGGAACGUCCAAGGUGAUAAAAAUAAUAAAGCAAACCCUGAAAAAGCGAUCCCCGUCUCACGAAUGUUCAAUCACCCAGUAGCACUGUCCAGAAGUGGUCGCCGAAAAUGUUCCUGCUGACGAUAGGCCUGCUCGGGCUUGUUCUUUACCUUGGACUUCGUUACAUCUUCUCACAUUGGGAUCGCCACCAGCUGCCAUCCAUCAAACCGAAAGUGCCGUACGGAAAUCUACGGGACGUGGCCAAACGUCGCCAGAGCUUCGGUGUACUCAUCAGUGACCUGUACUGGAAGUCCACGGAACAACUGCUCGGAAUCUACCUGUUCUUCCAGCCAGCGAUCCUCGUCCGGGAUGCGCACCUAGCUAAGCAGAUCAUGGUCACGGACUUCGGAAGCUUCCACGAUCGGGGGGUGUACAACGAUGAGAAGACCUUUUCGUCAAACGUGUUUUCGUUGCCCUUGAAGCCGUGGAAGCCGCUGCGGCAAAAGUUGGCACCGAACUUCAGCACGGGCAGGCUUCGAAGUAUCAUACCUACCAUAUUGGAUGCCGGCAAGAAGCUGGAACAUUAUCUGGAUCGUUCGGCGGACAAGGAAGAGGUUGUGGAGCUACGUGAAGUUGUCACGCGAUACGUGCUUGACAUAAUAGGUUUGGUGAUGUUUGACUUGAAAGUGGAUACGUUGAACAACCCGGAACAUCCGUUCUGCCUCGUUGGCCAAGAGAUCUUGCGAAAUAGCUUCUCGAACAAUCUACGCACCGCUGCCACGUUUGUAUGUCCGGGAAUUUACAAAAUAACAAACAUUUCGUCAAUCUCGCCAAUUGUCGAAACCUUCAUGAUUGACCUGUUCACGCGGCAGAAGGAGAUUCGCGAAAAGAACAGCUUGAACAAGAAAGACUUCAUUCAGUCGCUAAUUGAUCUACACAGCGAAAAUCGCGAUCAAAACAGAGAGGCUUUGAACACAUUGGAGUGUGGUUCAAAUAUGUUUAUAUUCUACAUCGCGGGGUCAGAAACGAGCAGUGGAACCACGAUCUUUACGCUUCACGAACUCACGCAUCAUCCAGAGGUGAUGGCGAAGCUGGUGAAGGAGAUUGACGAGACACUCGAACGUUCCAAAGGGCUAAUUGAUUAUGACGUCAUCAAAGGAAUGCAAUAUCUGGACGUUUGCGUGAAGGAAACGUUGCGUAAAUAUCCGGGCUUGCCAAUUUUGAACCGCAAGUGCACCCAGGACUAUCAGGUUCCCAACUCCAAGAUGGUCAUCCGAAAAGGAACUCAGCUGAUCAUUCCACUGCUUGGGUUCGCGAUGGACGAACGUUACUUCCCCGAACCGGAGAAGUACAGUCCGGAGCGGUUCCUCGAAGCGAGCAAAAACUACGUUGACGAUGCGUAUGCGCCAUUCGGGGACGGCCCACGUCAGUGUAUUGCUACUCAAAUGGGCAUUACCGUUGUCAAAGUCACGCUGGUCAUGCUACUGUCCAAGUUCAAUUUUGAAGCGACGCAAGGACCGAAGAUUAAGUUUGCCGCGGCUUCAGUUCCGUUGAGGCCGGAUGGUGGAAUCAAGCUGAAGAUAUCGCGGAGAAUUGUCGCCGCUAAGCAGUUUGCCAAGAUGUUCCUGCUGCCGAUUGCCCUGCUUGUGCUGGUUACAUUUUUCGGUGUCUGGUACAUAUUUUCCUACUGGAAACGUUACGGCCUACCGCACCUGGAGCCGGAGAUUCCGUUCGGAAAUCUUCGCGCCCUCCUAGAACGUCGCCAGUGCAUCGGAGUGGCCAUCAGUGAGCUGUACCGGCAAUCCGCGGAACAACUGGUUGGAGUGUACCUGUUCUUCAAGCCGGCGAUCCUCGUUCGCGAUGCCGGGCUGGCCAAACAGAUCAUGACUUCGGAUUUUGCGAGCUUCCACGAUCGGGGAACGUGGAACAAUCCGCGUUCGUCAAAUGUGUUUUCGCUGCCGUUGAGGCCGUGGAAGCAAGUUCGCCACGUGUUGUCGCCAUGUUUUACUCCUGGAAAGCUUCGGCUUAUGAUACCUACCGUGUUGGAUGUUGGCAAGAAACUUGAGGACUAUCUGUCGGAGUCAGCUGAAAGGGGAGAGAUCGUAGAGUUACGCGAUAUCUGUACCCGUUACGUGUUGGAUAUUAUUGCGUUGACGAUGCUCGGAUUCGAAGCGGACACGUUGAACCAUCCGGACCACCCAUUUUACACCAUUGGACGAGAACUUGUCCGGAACAGCUUCUUGAACAACAUUCGCACGGCGGCAACGUUUCUCUUUCCAGAGUUUUACAAACUUACGAAGAUUCCCUCGAUUUCACCCAAACUAUCCAGAUACUUGGUUUCCCUGUUCAAUGAACAAAGCGACUUUCGCGAAAGAAACAACGUAUCAAGGAAGGAUUUCUUCCAGUCGCUGCUCGACCUACGCCAGGAAGAUCGCGAGCACAAUCGGAAAGCCCUGAGCGUUCAACAAUGUGCAUCGAACAUAAAUGUGUUUUACAUUGCUGGAUCAGAAACAACCGGCGGAACGGUGAUCUUCACACUUCACGAGCUUACGCAUCACCCAGAGGUGAUGGAGAAAUUAGUGAAUGAGAUUGACGAGACUCUCGAACGUUCCGAAGGGCUAAUUGAUUACGAUGUCGUCAAAGGAAUGCAAUAUUUGGACGUUUGCGUGAAGGAAACGUUACGGAAAUAUCCGGGACUACCAAUUUUAAACCGAAAGUGCACGCAGGAUUACCAAGUUCCCAACUCAAAAGUGAUCAUCAGAAAGGGAACGCAGUUGAUCAUCCCACUGCUGGCUUACGCCAAGGACGAACGGUACUUCCCAGAACCGGACAAGUACAGUCCGGAGAGGUUCCUCGAGGAAAGCAAGAACUUUGUCGACGAUGCCUACACUCCGUUUGGGGACGGUCCUCGGCAGUGCAUUGCAACUCAAAUGGGGAUAGUUAUUGCCAAGAUCACGCUGGUAAUGCUGCUAUCGAAGUUUCGGUUUGAGGCAACGCAAGGGCCGACGUUGGAAUUUGCCGUUUCACAAGUUCCGCUAGGGCCCAAACAUGGAAUCAAACUUAGGAUCUUUAGGAGAAACGUUAAUACAGCAGAAAAUACUGGUGAAGUGAGGUUUUCUAGAAAAAAUAUUUAAAACUUAGGUAAAAGC